AUGUCCUGCCAUGACAACAAAGAAACCCAAACCCUACAGGAUAAUGCCAAGAGGUGGGAUGACGCCGAUGGUACUGAUGAUGUGUUAGACAAUGAAAAUGGCGUUACCGAUAAGGAAAAUCAGACUGUGCUCGACAGUGGCCAUUGCGAAGAAGUCAUUGGAGAGGAUUUAAUAGAGGACACCCAAGACGAAGACCAAGAUAGAGAUGUAUCCGACGAAAAAAGCCUUGAUGUCGACCAAGAUAGUAUGAACCAAGUUUACGAAGAGGAAAUUUGCGUUGUUAAUGACAAUGAAAACAGGGAUAAUGACAACAGCGAAAACCUCGACUUCGGUGAAAGUGAAAAUCGAAAGGCAGACGACAAGGAAAAUCUUGAGGUUUAUGCCGAUGAAAACAGGGAUAUUGAUGAUGAUGAUGACACUACGGGGGUUUAUGAUGAUAGAAAUCGCGAUUUUGGAAACCGCGAUGUUGACGAAGAGGGAAACCUUGAUGUUGAUGACGACGAAAACCGUGAUGUUGACGACGAUGAAAACCGCGAUGUUGACGACGAUGAAAACCGUGAUGUUGAUGACGAUAAAAAGUGCGGUGAGCCCGCAGACGAAACUCAGGAUGCUGCUGCGAAUGGUCUCCGCGAUAUACUCGUCGAUGAAAAUCACGAUGAGCCUGAAGACGAUGGUUACGAGAACUGUGAUGUAGCAGAAGACGAGACAUCACAAACAAAACCAUUGCUGGAUUCCUCGAAGACAGGGGCUUUCAUGCCUUCUGACAUGUUCCAUGAAGCACAUGACUUGAAAAACGAUCUCGUCGUUGAGAAACGAGAUCAGGUCACGUGUUCAAGUGAGCGUGAGUACGCUGAAGGAGAGUUUGUGACAGAGCCUCAUGAGGAAGCCUCAGCUGGAGAAGGUAGUCCCUGGUCACGUGGUGAGCGAAAGUUUGAGAGCUGGCACAGAGCUGUUCCCUGUCUGACCAGAGAAGUGGGGCUAAUGAUGUGCGACAACACCAGCAUGGAAUGUACUGAAACAGAUAACGUUGACAACGAGGAAGAUGACGAAAAGCAGAUGAAAAAGACAUUUUCUCGAGCAGGAAGAACAGGGCACCGGACAUGGACAGCCACAUCGACACUGAUGACCACGAUACGACAGAUACCACUGUUCUUCGGACUUCUUCCUCUAAGGUCAGAGGUAGGUCUCCCCGGCAGACAUUUGAAGAAAAAGAAAUUCAAAAGAUGA
Messenger RNA from Pomacea canaliculata, 1227 nucleotides. Its product is annotated as clumping factor A-like. The record is from RefSeq and is a predicted model, not a curated record. The transcript is spliced from 2 exons. The coding region runs from base 1 to 1227 and encodes 408 amino acids. NCBI's taxonomy places the organism in Eukaryota, Metazoa, Mollusca, Gastropoda, Architaenioglossa, Ampullariidae.